CGGACAGCUGGAGCCGGCCAGGCCGGCGACCUUCGGAACUAGCGGGCGGUGAGAGCUUUGCCAGAGACCGAGUGGCAGCUGUCUUCGGUCGAAAGAAACAAGUAACAAAUCCUGCCUUCAGUUGCUGAUUCCGUUGUUGGAAACUCCCUUUUCUGAUAAGGAAGCGGAGACAGAGAAUGGAGCCCUCAAAGAAGACGACGUUUAAAAGUGAGCAAAAAUCAAGGAAAUUUUUGAAAAGCCUUAUACGGAAGCAGCCCCAAGAACUCCUGCUAGUAAUUGGAACCGGGGUGAGUGCUGCUGUUGCACCAGGAAUUCCAGCCUUGUGUUCGUGGCGGAGUUGCAUUGAAGCAGUCAUUGAAGCCGCUGACCAGCUAGAAGUGUUACAUCCUGGAGAUGUAGCCGAUUUCCGCCAGAAAGUGUCCAAAGACCGAGAUUUGCUUGUGGUUGCACACGAUUUAAUCCGAAAGAUGUCACCGCGCACAGGGGAUGCUAAGCCCAACUUUUUCCAGGACUGUUUGAUGGAGGUGUUUGACAACUUGGACCAACACAUUCAGCAUCCUGCUCUCCUCCUGUCCAUCCUCCAACUAAUGGAACGGGGCACAAUGGUACUCACCACCAACUAUGACAACUUACUUGAGAUCUUUGGGCAACAGCAGCAUAAAGCUAUGGAAUCGCUUGACCUGAAAGAUAAAGACAAGGUUCUCCAGUGGGCAAAAGGACACCUCAAAUAUGGUGUCCUUCAUAUUCAUGGUUUGUAUACUGAUCCCUGCGGAAUGGUGCUGGAUCCCUCAGGAUAUCAGGAAGUAACCCAAGACCCCGAAGUAAUGGAAGCACUACAGAACCUAUACCGGAGGAAAUCUUUUUUGUUUGUGGGCUGUGGGGAGACCCUGCGUGAUCAAAUCUUUCAAGCUCUCUUUCUGUACACGGUUAAAAACAAAGUGGAACUAGAACAUUAUAUGUUGGUGCGGAAAGAAAAUGAAGACCAGUUCUUUAAAUUGCAGGCCGAUAUGCUUGUGCAUGGCAUAAAAGUCGUAUCCUAUGGGGAUUGCUUUGAACAUUUCCCAGGGUACCUCCAGGAUCUCACGGCACAGAUCUGUAAACAAAGAAGUCCAGAUGCAGACAGGGUGGAUAGCACAACAGUUUGGGGGCCAUCAUGUGCAGAUUGCACAAAAAGAAGGUUAGGAGAGAGUGGGAAUGACCGAGCCAAGAAGGCUAGGCACCUGAAGGAUGAUCCCGCUGAAGGUGGUGUCCUUCUGUGACCAUACCAGACUGCUCCUCAAGAAACAACUCCUUACUUUGGCCAUUUGCAUCUGCUGGGAGUCAAAUAACGGAUAGGUGGAGACUUCUUACAAAGUCUGCUUUGGAGGGGGGGAUCCAUAUCAUAUCCAAUAAUUCAAAUUUCAUAGCUGCUCUUGAGGAAGAACAGAUUUCUAAAUAUCUCAGGGAUGAAGUCUUGGAAAAGAGGGAGCUAUGGCCUAUGAAGUGGCAUUUAGUUUGUAACUUUGGACUCCUCUCAUCUUAUUUCAGUCCAUGCACUGUAAGUUAAAGCACAGGAAGCCUUUUCCUUCCCUCAAAGGGCUACAUGACACCUUGUGAGGAAAAAGGCACCCAAUCUGAGUAACAUUCCAUGUGUCUAGGCAAAGAACUCUUCAAGUUUUCCUAGCAUAGUACUGGGAGUUCUCAUGCAGGCAGUUGCAAAAGAUCAGUGACGAAAUGCUAGUCGUGUUUCUGAAUCUUAGUAACUUGAAGAUGUGUGGACUUCAACUCCCAGAAUUCUUCAGUUAGCAUGGUGGGAGGAAUUCUGGGACAAAGUCCCCAUACAGUAUCUUAAAGUUGCCAAGGUUGAGAAAUGCUGUGCUAAUGUAAUAAAGUUUAUACAUUCUGUAAAUUCUUGAAGAAAAAAACUUGAACAAAAUGUGAAAUUUGAUGUGCGUUAAUUUCUUUGUUUUUGAAUAAAUAAAUUCA
Molecule: messenger RNA, 1965 nt
Organism: Pseudonaja textilis
Lineage: Eukaryota; Metazoa; Chordata; Lepidosauria; Squamata; Elapidae
Gene: SIRAL2
Product: SIR2 antiphage like 2
Source: RefSeq, a predicted model, not a curated record